This is a messenger RNA of Camelina sativa (false flax), 572 nucleotides long. Lineage: Eukaryota; Viridiplantae; Streptophyta; Magnoliopsida; Brassicales; Brassicaceae. The record is from RefSeq and is a predicted model, not a curated record.
UUAUAGUUUAGGUUGCCUCCGAUGGGAUGUUUACCGAUCCAAAUGACCAUGAAAAUGAGAAACAUCAAGAGAUGUUGUGUGGAACAAGAGAACAAAGACUCGGUUUUGUACAAUCAGAAACUAGCAAAGAAACUGCCUGAGAUCGAAACGUCUCUACCAGGAAGCAAGUUCCUUUACGCCAACGUCUACGACCCUGUGAUGGACAUGAUCCAAAACCCUAGCAUAUACGGGUUCAAGGAGACGAAGAAAGGAUGUUGUGGAACAGGAUACAUGGAAUUGAGCUUCUUGUGCAAUUCAUUUUCACGUACUUGUCCCAAUCAUUCGGAUCAUUUGUUUUGGGACUCCAUCCAUCCCUCCGAGGCGGCUUACACAUACCUAGGGAACUUAAUAGAUGCUCAGAUUCAAGAGUGGCUUUGGGCUUAAAUCACUAUGAUUUACGAAAUUAAUCAACUAAACAAUGUAUUUUAGGUAAUGAACCACCAUACAAGUUUAUGGCCCUACCCCUAUGGAUCUAGCUAAUGGGUGCUUUAUAACGGACCAUUCUUAUAGUUUUUCUAUGUUACCCAAAUAUA